Molecule: messenger RNA, 2296 nt
Organism: Drosophila grimshawi
Lineage: Eukaryota; Metazoa; Arthropoda; Insecta; Diptera; Drosophilidae
Product: sialidase
Exons: 3
Coding region: 83-2101 (672 amino acids)
Source: RefSeq, a predicted model, not a curated record
UUCAGUUGUUUGCGGAUCAUUGUACGGAACAAAACUCGAACGCGGCGCAAAAUCCAAAACAGCAUUAAACAAUAAUUUCAACAUGUCGCGUAUGUUGGCAUUGGUGGUGGGACUCUUGUUCCUGCUGCUGGCCAGUCCGGAUGUGGAGGCCAAGCGUUGGUUUGGCGGCAGCAGCAAGAGCCGUUCAUCCAGCAGCUCCAGCUCCAGCAGCCAUCGACGUCCCGCAUCAACGUCACACAGUUCGUCCUCCCAUGCCUCCAACGCGGAACACACGCGACUCAGCUAUGGCGGCACUCACUCGCAGCCCAGCCACAGCGUCUCCCGACCUGCAGCAGCACCACCAUCAUCACCAAUAGGUUGGAAUGUGCCGCCCAAGUCUCAGGGACCACCGCCAGCCUACUCGGCAUCUAAUCCGAUUGGUGGAGCGCACACAAACGUGCAUGAGAAGCCACCAGCCUACAAUCCAUCGUACAAGGCCAAUGCACCGCCUCCCAACUACUCGGCGGCCAACAGCAACGUACGACCAGCUGCGGGUGGUGCUUCCAGCAAUUCUCACUAUACGCCAGCCACCGUUUAUAGGCCACGCAUGAAUGCUACUGGUGGUGGUGGUGGCUUCCAUCACACUCCAAUCUCGGCGACCAAUACACAUGGUGUACAGUCCAGUUAUCCGGGUGCCACCUAUCACAAUCCCGGCCAGCUGCCCGCUGGUGCCACCUAUCAUCCGGCUGGUCAAGUGCCCGCUGGCGCAACCUAUCAUAGUGCUGGUCAUUUGCCUGCUGGCGCUACCUAUCACAGUGCUCCACCAGCUGGCGCCACUUAUCACAGUCCGGGUGCUCUGCCAGCAGGUGCCACUUAUCACAGUCCAGGUGCUCUACCAGCAGGUGCCACCUAUCACAGUGCUCCACCAGCUGGCGCCACUUAUCACAGUCCGGGUGCUCUGCCAGCUGGCGCCACAUAUCAUCCUGGAGGCUAUUCACCGGGCGGCGCUGGCUAUCAUCCAGUCGCUCACUAUCCAACUCAGGGAGUACCCCACGGUGCCACCUACUAUCCUCAGGCUCCGGUUGCCGCAAUGCCAGCAGGUGCAACCUAUCUGCCAGCUGGUGCUGCAAUUCCAGCUGGUGCCACCUAUUAUCCACAAGCACCCAAGUCAUCAUCAGGUUUAGGAUUAGGAACUGGUCUGAUUGCUGGCGCUUUGGGUGGUGCCAUUUUGGGUCACGCACUGACACCCACUCAGACGCGUGUCGUAGAGCACGCACCGGUCUCCAGUGGAGGCGGUGGUGGUGGAGGUGAAGAUAAGAUUAUCAUCAUUAACAAUGGACCACCCGGAUCUGUGACAACGUCUGAAGUGGGAUCAGGCACAACGGUGAUCAACACUCAACAGCCAGGAGCUCCCGCUGCACCAGCAGCAGCUUAUCCAGCAGCAGCUUAUCCAGCUCAAGCACCUGCUCCUGCUCCUGCUCCACUGCCUGCAGCGCCCGGUGCACCUGAUCCACUUGUAGGGCAAACACCACUAGCUCCACUUGCAUCUGGUGCUGCACUUGCAUCUGCAGCAGCAGGUGCUGCAAGUGCCGCAUCACCAGCUGCAGCUGCACCGCCUGCAGCACCUGGAGCACCUGGAGCACCUGAUCCGAAUGCACCACCUGCUGGCGGCAUAAUUUGUGUGCCUGUGCGAGUGAACGAACCAGAUCCGAACGAUGCUACCAAGACAAUCGAAGUGGAGAAGAUUGCUUGCUAUCCGGCACCACCACCAGAAACUGCAGCACCACCAGCAAAUGGAACAGUUGCUGCUGGUGUGGCACCCACACCUGUUGCACCUGCUGCAUCUGCUGCAACUCCGUUGAAUGUGACGCCAACGCCGGAUGGAGCUGCGCCCCUCGCACCCUUCCAGCCGACGCCGCUAAGUGUUCCCGAAGGAUCUGUGCCUUUGGCUCCCCUGUUGCCAGGCGGACAACCUGACGUGAUGCGGAUGCCAGGUUUGACGUCGGCGCGUCUAUCGGCAGAGUCCGGAUUGCAUGAUGCCCACAAUGGCAUCAAGUCCACAUCUCAAUUGAGCACAUUCUCUGUCCUACUCGCUCUCCUGGCAGCCUACUGUAUGCACUAAAAGAAGAAAAGAACAGAAGCAAACAAAAUUAACUUGGGGGAAUUCCCCUCAGUGACACGAAAUGACGUUGCCGAGUCUCGUUUGACAAGCUAUGAAUUUCUUUCUUUAUUUUGUAAACUAAACGAAUUUUUAUAAACGUGUGUACUCAUAGUUUUGUUAGUUUUAUAAUUAAAAUAAAUCCAUAUUAAUAUUUAA